CAGCUUCACUUUCUAAGCCGGUCAGCAGCGAGCGUCUACAUCUCAUCUUUCACUUCAUCUUCAGCCAAGCCUAACCUUGUCAAAAAUGAGCUUCAGAACCUCCAACAUCCAGCAGAUACCUUCAACAAGGAUCUCCCUAACCCGCUCCACACCCCAGUACCGUGCUGCCAGCAUUUAUGGUGGUGCUGGUGGACAAGGUACCCGCAUCUCCUCCGCCUCUGCAUCUUCCCUGCGUUCUGGUGCUCCGAUUGUAUCUUCCUCAAGUGCCUUCAGGCUGAGCAGUGGAAUGGGUGGUGGCAUGGGCGCAGGCUUUGGUGGUGCCGGCCUGGCUGCUACAGCUAGUGGUAAUGCCGGUUCUGGGAUCCUGGGCAAUGAGAAGGGGGCCAUGCAGAACCUGAAUGACCGUCUGGCCAAUUACCUGGAGACAGUGAGGAACCUGGAACAAGCCAACAAGGAGCUGGAGGUGAAAAUCAGGGAAGCCUUGGAGAAAGGGGGUCCUGACAUGAGAGACUACAGCAAAUAUGAGCCCAUCAUAGAUGAUCUACGCAAACAGAUCUUUGAUAAGAUUGCAGAGAACGCUCACUAUGUGCUCCAGAUUGACAACGCCCGUCUCGCUGUUGAUGACUUCAAAGUGAAGUUUGACAAUGAGAUGGCGAUUCGCCAGUCUGUGGAGGCCGACAUUGCCGGGCUGAAGAAAGUCUUAGAUGAAACCAACAUGAGCAGGAUAAACAUCGAGAAUGAGUUGGAAGCUGUGAAAGAGGAGCUUCUGUUCUUGAAGAAGAACCAUGAAAAUGAGGUGAUGGAGAUGAGGAAUCAGAUCUCCCAGUCAGGUGUGCAAGUGGAUGUAGACGCUCCCAAAGGUCAGGACUUGUCCCAGAUCAUGGAGGACAUGAGAGCCAACUAUGAGAAGAUCGCUAUGCAGAAUGCAGAUGACCUAAAACGCUGGCAUGAAAAUCAGAUUGCAGAUGUGCAGGUGCAGGUAUCACAGAACACAGAAGCACUUCAGGGGGCCCAGAUGGAGAAGACUGACUUAUCCAGACAGAUUCAGACCCUGGAAAUUGAACUUGCAUCUCAACAGAGUCUAAAAGCCUCUUUAGAAGACACUUUGCACAACACAGAGCUACGUAACAACAUGGAAACUGAGAAGUACAAUGGCAUCAUUGUCCGCCUGGAAGAAGAACUGACCAACCUGCGUGCAAACAUCCAGCAUCAGACCCAGGAGUACGAGGCGCUGCUCAACAUGAAGAUGAAACUUGAGGCAGAGAUUAGCACUUACAAGAGUCUACUGGAUGGUGGAGACUUCAGGCUCCAGGAUGCAUUGGAUGAGCUAGCAGCCAAAAGCUAAUUUGGAACAAAGAAGCCAGAGCCAUCCAGCUUGUCCAACCAGCAAGUCAUUUUUACUCCAAGACCACGUACCAUGUAAACCAAAAAGAAUUCAAAAUACUCAAUAAAGGCGUACAAAACCACAAUGAAAGCAAACUUAAAAAAAAAAAAACUGUUGCCUGACCUGAAAAAAAUAAAUAAGGCCAACUGUUGGCACACACUCA
This is a messenger RNA of Melanotaenia boesemani (Boeseman's rainbowfish), 1547 nucleotides long. RefSeq names its product keratin, type I cytoskeletal 18-like. The record is from RefSeq and is a predicted model, not a curated record. Lineage: Eukaryota; Metazoa; Chordata; Actinopteri; Atheriniformes; Melanotaeniidae. Gene Ontology annotation, molecular function: structural molecule activity. Gene Ontology annotation, cellular component: keratin filament. Gene Ontology annotation, biological process: intermediate filament cytoskeleton organization. The transcript has 7 exons. The coding region runs from base 86 to 1345 and encodes 419 amino acids.